AUGUCAUUCCCUAACAUGAAAGCACUCAUAUUCAUCAUAAUCGUUGUCCUUUUGACCAUUCAAGUUGAUGCCUUAUGCCUAGAUCAUAUCCCAACUGGUGCCGAGAUAAAAGGUCACUCUCAAUUAAAUGGUAACUCAGUGACAUUUUGGUGGAAGGAUGCCGUUUUGUCAACCACGUUUUAUGUCGUUUUCCCGUUAAAUAGUACCUAUCAAUACCCUUUUCUAGAUUCAAAAUGCAAAAAUAGAAUUAAUGGGUAUGGUCAUAUUGUGAAAAUGUAUGAUACUGUCAUUUAUAAAUAUUAUGGUAAAGGUGGAUAUGUAUCUUGUUGUCUUUAUUUUCCUAUGAGUGCAAUCCUUGAUGAUGGAAUGGGUGAACCAUUAUCUAAAUCAACAUAA
This is a messenger RNA of Scutellospora calospora, 396 nucleotides long. Lineage: Eukaryota; Fungi; Glomeromycota; Glomeromycetes; Diversisporales; Gigasporaceae. The record is from the annotation of a GenBank genome assembly.